GGCCACUCAGAGGAACACAGGGAGUGUGAAUGUGAGAAGAGAUCACCUCAGAGAAGGACUUGGGUACUGGAAAUUGCAAAAAAACGCUUUUCACGUGUGGAUAAGACAACCUUUCUUUGUCUAAGAGGACAUUGUGGUGACUGCACUGGACUCUGGAUCCGGAACAGAGAAAAAAACAAAAGACAGAAUACCAGAUCAUGGACUCUACAUGAACAGCUCAACAAUAUAAAAAGCCUGGAAAUUAGAGAGACUGAAAAUGGGAACGUGUUGGUUUUGGUUGUGUUUGUGCGUCUUGGGUUUUGUCGCUGCUCAGUGUCGAGGACGGUGUCUGAAUGGGAUUGCAAUCAAUGUGAUCCUGCUGGAGGAUGAAGAGUCUCCCUGGAGUCUGAGGUUUGUGAGGGGACAAAUAGAGAAGGCCAUAGAGACAGAUUCAUCCAUUAAUGCUGCAGAAGAUGCAACGUUUAAUCUCACGGCUAACUAUGGCGGAUUCAACACAACCAUUUAUCGACACAAAGGCUGCCGGAGUAGUGCGUGUGAGGGAGUGGACGAGCUAAAGACGCUACUAAGUUCAGGCACCCUGGGGUGUGCAGUGAUUGGGCCUACCUGCACCUACGCUACUUUCCAAAUGGUUGAUGUUGAACAAGGUCUAAGGCUCAGUACGCCCAUCAUCUCUGCGGGAAGUUUUGGUCUCACCUGCGAUUACACGCUCAACCUGCAGCGCAUCCUGCCUCCAGCACGCAAAAUCUCUUCCUUUUUCAUCAACUUCUGGGAAUACACCAACAAGUUGAAACCUAUCUGGACGACGACCUAUAUUUACAAGAAGCCGAGCAACUCUGAGGAUUGUUUUUGGUAUAUAAAUGCACUUGAUACAGACACAAGCGACUUUGCCAAAAAAUAUCAGAAAACGUCAGUGCGCAAACCAGAGGAACUGGAUACAGUUUUGACAGCAAGCAACAGGUCAAGCAACC
This is a messenger RNA of Trematomus bernacchii (emerald rockcod), 968 nucleotides long. Its product is annotated as heat-stable enterotoxin receptor-like. The record is from RefSeq and is a predicted model, not a curated record. Lineage: Eukaryota; Metazoa; Chordata; Actinopteri; Perciformes; Nototheniidae.